AUGCAAUUGGAUGAAAUAUUCCGUAGACGUCGAAAGACCGAGUCGACAGCACUUGUCAUUUGUCGUGCCUUUAUUAUGAUCAUGGUUAUUGCUCUAUUGGCCGGAUAUAUGACUCUCCUUAUAAUCGAUAUAUGCAAUGACGUUCCGAUACUGAAAACAGAGGCGAGAACGGUGAGCGGUCUUAGACUUCCAACAAUAAAACUUGAGUUUGACUACAAAUUCUUUCUUGGCUGUGUAUUGAGCUAUACUAAUGGAACAACCACGCACUUUCAAGAUUGCGACAAAUAUAUUUCACCGACUACCUUUAACCAAAGUCUUAACAAGUUCCGGGUCUCGUUUGAACCUUCACUUGAUUUAUUAGCAGAGGAUAGAGACCAUCCAAAUGGGCUACUUGGAAUCGGGUUAAUCUAUGGUGUAACUGAUCCAACGUUCAACGACACCGAUAUAAGUACAAUUCAAACAGUUAUAGAAUAUACGGAUGAUUCAUACGAUCAACUCCGAAAGACACUCAAAAUGCGCGACCCAGAAUUAUCCAAUUCUCUGGCAGCGUCGGAAGUACAUUCUCUAUUUUAUAGGCAAGUGUACUUAGUGACAUACAGUCAAAGUGAGAGACAAGUACUGAAAAAAGAUUUGCUGUCUGCUUUUGGCAUUCCGACUGGCACUCUUCAUAUACCUUACGUCACUGCUGCAUUAGAGGGUGGACCAUUGCCUCUUAAUAUGCCUGGAUAUGGAAUGAUGAUAGUUAGACCUCAGACUUACGUUAUUAGGGUUGAGAUCGAGCAAAGAUCAAACACGGUUCUCAGUGCAUUUGGUUUGCUUGGUGGUAUAUGGAGCAUAGCUGCGGGACUGUAUGCCUUCCUAUUAGGAAGAGACUCGAUACGUCCAUGGGGUUGUGUCCAGUCUUAUUGCUGCUGUUUUAUUCGAUCAACACGUUCAAAGCUACGUGAAUCAUUCGAACCAGUCGUUCCGUUUCAAUCCUCCAAAAAAUCCUCCGAAGAAUCGCCAGGUUCAUCAUUUCAAUCAGAAGAUACAACAGAAUCAACAAAAUUAACAAAAUUGCAAGACCGAUUAGACGCAUUGGAACGGUUUAUGCAAGACUAUAUAGUCGAUACAGCAUAUUUAGAUGGGUUGAAAGAGGGCAAAUGUCCAGAUCGAAUAAGCGCUUGGCUGUCAGGUUUAGGCAGACGAGAUGGCGAUGGGAACAAAAAUGCACCCAACAGCACAAGCACAAACACGCCGGAAAUACCAAUCCAAACCGUAACAAGUUUGCCUAAUCCGCCCUCAGAUUCUUAUUAUUCUUCCCGACCCAACGCAUACGCGUCCGACUUACCGGAGAGACAGGCUUUUCAGGUCGAAUCACAAUCAGCUCAACAAGGAUAUGAUCAACAUUUGGGUCAACCAAUGUCUGAAUUCGAUCAAAGUCUUAUAAUGGUGAAUGUGGAUACACACGAUAAUGACGCUCGAUCAACCCCGAUGAUUUACACGGCACCACAGUUUUAUGAAGAAGGAAGCAUAUAA
This is a messenger RNA of Paraglomus brasilianum, 1518 nucleotides long. Lineage: Eukaryota; Fungi; Glomeromycota; Glomeromycetes; Paraglomerales; Paraglomeraceae. The record is from the annotation of a GenBank genome assembly.